This is a messenger RNA of Oncorhynchus nerka (sockeye salmon), 820 nucleotides long. RefSeq names its product extracellular sulfatase Sulf-1-like. The transcript is spliced from 4 exons. Gene Ontology annotation, biological process: negative regulation of fibroblast growth factor receptor signaling pathway; heparan sulfate proteoglycan metabolic process; glomerular basement membrane development. Gene Ontology annotation, cellular component: cell surface; endoplasmic reticulum; plasma membrane. NCBI's taxonomy places the organism in Eukaryota, Metazoa, Chordata, Actinopteri, Salmoniformes, Salmonidae. The record is from RefSeq and is a predicted model, not a curated record. Gene Ontology annotation, molecular function: glycosaminoglycan binding; N-acetylglucosamine-6-sulfatase activity. Bases 77 to 820 code for a protein of 247 amino acids.
UCUCCUCGGCUGUGAGAGCUCCAGUGGGUGCCUGUGAGUGAGUGACACCCUCCAUCGAUCCCUCCAUCCCUCCGCAAUGCUGCUGUUGUGUGUGACCUGGCUUGGCCUCCUGUCCCUGGGUUGGGACCAGGGCUGUUCAGCCGUCAGCACUACCAGAGCCCAGGGAAGCCUCAGGGGACACAUGCAGAGGGACCGCAGGAACAUCAGACCCAACAUCAUCCUCAUCAUGACCGACGAUCAGGACACAGAGCUGGGUUCUCUCCAGGUGAUGAAUAAGACUCGUAAGAUAAUGGAGAAUGGAGGCACCUCAUUCAUCAACGCCUUUGUGACCACGCCCAUGUGCUGUCCGUCUCGCUCGUCCAUGCUGACAGGGAAGUAUGUUCACAAUCACAACACGUACACCAACAACGAGAACUGUUCUUCGCCGUCCUGGCAGGCCCAGCAUGAACCACGCUCCUUCGCUGUCUACCUCAACAACACGGGAUACAGGACAGCGUUCUUUGGGAAGUAUCUGAACGAGUACAACGGUAGCUACGUCCCUCCCGGGUGGCGUGAAUGGGUGGGGCUCAUCAAAAACUCUCGCUUUUAUAAUUACACCGUCUGUCGGAACGGUUACAAGGAGAAACACGGCGUGGAGUACUCCAAGGACUAUUUCACGGACCUGAUCACCAAUGACAGUAUCAACUUCUUCCGUAUGUCCAAGAAGGUGUACCCUCACCGGCCAGUGAUGAUGGUCCUCACCCACGCUGCCCCCCACGGGCCGGAGGACUCAGCCCCACAAUACGCAGAGAUGUUCCCUAAUGCCUCCCAACACAUGUGA